GUUUCUGAAAACAAGGGGAGGCAGCAUUUAACUUACGUCUGCGAUGGCGUUGUCUCUGUGAGGCAGAUAGCAUGAAGCUAUGUGGAAAAAGUCUGAACCAUGCUUCUAAGGAUUGUUUUAUUGGUGUUUUCCCUAAAGCAAUAGUAACAGUGCAAAUGCCCGUUACUUCCUUUCCAAUAUGCUUACAGCAUAUUCCAUAAUCCACCCGCCAUAGCCAGGCGCGUGAGGUUUUGUUUCCCUCUCUGCUUCCGUAACUAACUCAUGCUCGUGUUUCUCCUCCAUCGUGUAUGUCACCAUUCUGUGUUUCCAGCGUGUUACCCGUCUCUGCCUCGUGGCGACGGUGUGUUAUAACACUGGCCGAGAGGAGUUGCUGAUUGAAGGACGUGUUGGAAGCGAGUUCAGUCUAUAAGUUUGCUCUGCGUGAUUUUUUUUGAAACGAGUGUGCGUUGAGUCUGAGCGGAGCAUCAGGACUUCUGUAGAUAAUUGCUAGAAUUCUCGGGGAAUCGAUCACUUCCCUCGUUACAACGAUGUAUACCGCGGUCAGAACCAUUCGCCGGAAGGCGCUUGUCGGGUUCGCUAGGCAACGGGAGCUUCAUGGAGUUUCAGCGCCUCGAGACGGAGUUCGUACCUUGGCUGAAGAAUUGUCGUCAGGUGUAAGAGCUUCUUCAUCAAUCGUUGAUGAUACGGUGCCUUCUAAGAGAUUCUAUGUAACCGAUGCACCUGGCAAGCCGACAGUAUUUCAUGCCACGCGACAGCAGGAACGGCUUUCCAGUACUCUUGCUGGUGAAGUGCCAAAGCUGGCACCUGUCACCACUCGUAGCGAACAUUCAGCUGCGGUAGCCGUGGACGAUGAGAAGGGCUACGAAAGCUCUAGUAGUAUGGAGGAUUUCGUUGAGGUCGGACACAAGCUUGCAGACGCGGCGCGAGCAAUUACUGUCAAAUACUUCAGACGUGGCUUUCAAAUCAUUGAUAAGGAAGACUUGAGUCCAGUGACAGUGGCCGAUCGAGAAACUGAAGCGGCUAUGUGCUCAAUCAUAACUCGGCACUUUCCGGGUCAUGCUAUAUUUGGAGAGGAAGGAGGCUUGACGAUGCCUGAAGGAGGCUCUGAUUAUGUCUGGGUCUUAGAUCCCAUUGAUGGCACUAAGAGCUUCAUCACUGGGAAGCCAGUCUUCGGAACACUCAUCUCUCUGCUUCACAAGGGCUCUCCUGUUCUUGGCAUUAUUGAUCAACCUGUGCUGGGGGAGCGGUGGGUCGGAGUCAAAGGUCAAGCUACUACACUGAAUGGCCGCAGGGUUAGGACACGUUCUUCUACGGCGCUGCUCAAAGACGCUUACUUGUACACGACAAGUCCCCAUAUGUUUACUGGACAAACAGAAGAUGCUUUCGUGCGCGUUCGGAAUGAGGUGAAAAUACCCUUGUAUGGCUGUGACUGCUACGCAUAUGGGCUGCUAUCAUCCGGUCACGUGGACGUUAUAAUUGAACAUGGAUUGAAGCCAUAUGAUUAUUUGGCUUUAGUGCCAGUGGUGGAGGGUGCUGGUGGGACGAUUACGAACUGGAGUGGAGAAAGUCUCAAAUGGUUACCAGAAAUCGGAGAGCACAGCAUUGGAGUGCUAGCUGCUGGGACCAGAAGUUUACAUAAAUCAGCUCUUUCCCACUUGAUUGGAGUACAACAAUCAUGUGCAAUGACAUAAAUGGCAUUCAACAUUUCAAACUAUUCAAUCUGUGCGGUAUAAUCUUUUUGCGCAGUAAAUUAGUUUGACUAGCACCCUUCUCCAAGUAGACAGUAGUAUUAAAUCCUCAUUGUAUUUGCACUUUUUAUAGCAUAACUGAAGUUUUAACCCAAAAAAAAUAAAAUAAACCAUACGCAUUUAGGCAAUACUGCAGAAUACUUCAUGAAGAAAUAUAUUCCAGUACCGACAGUCAAAAAUGAUAACUAAUAUCCAGUUUGCAAUAAAAUUUAUGUACAUGUUCCUUCUCA
Molecule: messenger RNA, 1978 nt
Organism: Physcomitrium patens
Lineage: Eukaryota; Viridiplantae; Streptophyta; Bryopsida; Funariales; Funariaceae
Product: bifunctional phosphatase IMPL2, chloroplastic
Biological process (GO): L-histidine biosynthetic process
Molecular function (GO): histidinol-phosphatase activity
Source: RefSeq, a predicted model, not a curated record